Molecule: messenger RNA, 3069 nt
Organism: Octodon degus (degu)
Lineage: Eukaryota; Metazoa; Chordata; Mammalia; Rodentia; Octodontidae
Gene: Sack1b
Product: family with sequence similarity 83 member B
Exons: 6
Coding region: 127-3069 (980 amino acids)
Biological process (GO): epidermal growth factor receptor signaling pathway
Cellular component (GO): cytoplasm; membrane
Source: RefSeq, a predicted model, not a curated record
CUCGCCCGGCGCUCCGGCUCCCGCUCCCACCCGGCCACCCCUGCCGCGAGCGAACCCUGCGCGGGCGGUACCCCUUUCCCCUGCGUACAUGGACAUCUGAAAGUGCCACCACCAGACACCACAGGCAUGGAGACCUCCUCGAUGCUGUCCUCGCUGAAUGAUGACUUUAAGUCUGACAACUACAUUGAACCUCACUACAAGGAGUGGUAUCGGGUAGCUGUCGACACGCUCAUCGACCACGGAUUAGAAGCAUACCAAGAAUUUCUUGCCGCAGAACGAGUUUCGGACUUUUUAGCUGAGGAAGAAGUUAAUUAUAUUUUGAAAAAUGCCCAGAAGCCCACACAGAGCACGGUGCACGGAACUGAUCAUUCCUGCAAUGACAACUCGUCUUCAGGGACAUACUGGCCCCUGGAGUCCGAAGCAGAAGCCCCCAACCUUGAUUUGGGCUGGCCCUACGUGAUGCCUGGGCUCCUCGGGAGCACCCACAUAGAACUCCUCUUCCAUCCACCCAGGGCACAGCUGCUGACAGUAAAGGAGACUAUUCGGAAGAUGAUCAAGGAAGCUAGAAAGGUCAUUGCCAUAGUUAUGGAUAUAUUUACAGAUGUGGACAUUUUCAAAGAAAUAGUGGAGGCCUCGACUCGAGGGGCAUCUGUGUAUAUCUUACUCGAUGAGCUCAACUUCAAGCACUUUUUCAGCAUGACCGAGAAGCAGGGCUGUCCAGUUCAACGUCUCAGGAACAUUCGAGUUCGGACAGUAAGAGGCCAAGACUAUCUUUCAAAAACGGGAACAAAAUUCCAUGGAAAAAUGGAGCAGAAAUUUUUGUUGGUCGACUGCCACAAAGUGGUCUACGGCUCCUACAGUUACAUGUGGUCGUUCGAGAAAGCUCACCUCAGCAUGGUUCAGGUCAUCACGGGCCACCUGGUCGAGUGCUUCGACGAGGAGUUCCGAACCCUCUACGCCAGGUCCUGCGUCCCCAGCGAGCUGGCGCAGGGAGAACUGGCGCGGGCGAAGCAGGGCCCGGCGCUCUGGGAGAACGGCGGGUAUCGGGGCUCGUUAUCUUCCUUAGCUUCCAUUUCCAGCCAGAGAAACCUUUUUGGACGACAGGACAACACUCACGCCCUGGACUCCACUCACUUCAGAGGCCGCGGGAUGUACCCCCCCAACGAGCACGACAAGUUGGGCGUCCGCACUCACGGGUACAAACCUUUUGUGCCCAACUUUAACGGGCCCAGCGCAGCGCGCCAGCUGCAGCUCGGUCAGAAGAACGGGAGCUGGAAGAGGCACAGCUACGCCGGGGAGCAGCCCGAGAGCACGCCCUACCUGCUGCUCAGCCGCGCCCUGCCCCGCGCCGGCGCCUUCGCCGACCGGCUGGCCCAGCGCAGAGCCGCCCACCUGCCCGAGAGGAACUCCGCCGUGCGCAGGUCCUUCAACGGGACCGACAGCCAGGUGCGCCUGCUGCAGCAGCGCAUGCCCACGCUGGAGCGCACCACCAAGUCCUUCCUGCGGAACCGCAGGAUCGAGUCCUACUUGAACGACACCUCGGAAGCGGGGCCGGACUCCAACGGCGUGGCCUCGGCCGAUCGAGGGGAAGCCUGCGAGAGUCCCGAGAGUCUGCAAGCCAGCGCCCGCUACGCACACUCCCGCCUUCGCUCCUCUCUGGCCUUUAAACCAACUUUACCGGAGCAGCAGGAGGUUAACAGCUGCACAACGGACUCCUCGAAUUCGACUAUCAUUGGUUCCCAGGGAAGUGACAGACCCAGGCCGACCCCCGCCAGCCCUGCAGACGCACGGCGUGUGACACAGAAACCGCUGCCUGAGUCAGGCCCCAAGAUCGCCACACCGGCAGAGGCUGCAAAGCCCCAGGUGCUGCCGAUUCCCGAGCACCAGCCAGCGGUUUUUGAUCAAACAGCGGAGAGCCACACAGAAGGGAGCCACUAUGUGCAUGCAGGCUUGGGCGUGGACAAGCAGACAGAAAAGUUCAAGAGUCAACAGCAUGAAAAUCUGCUUAAAAGACGAAGUUUUCCAUCCUUUGACCACUCAAAAUCAGGCUUAGAUCAUGGAAACAGUAAGAAUUACGUCUACAGCACACUCAUGAGGAACCGGGUUAGACAGCCAGAAAAGCCCAAAGAGGACUUGCUGAAAAGUUCCAAAAGUAUGCACAAUGUGACCCACAACAUAGAGGAGGAGGAGGAGGAAGAGGGGACCAAGAGGGGCCCCCCCGGGGGCACCACCAAGUCCAUUUCCAUUGCUGCUUUACUAGAUGUGAAUAAAGAGGAGCCCAGCAAGGACCUCACGUCAAAGAAGGAUGCCAAGGGCUCUCCAGGGUUUUUGAAAAAGGGAUCUCAGAAGUUAAGGUCCUUUCUUAGCCUUACCCCAGAAAAAAAAGAGAAUCUAUCGAAAACCAAAGCGUCUGCGUUCUAUAGAAUGUGCAGUAGCUCUGACACAUUAGUUUCUGAGGGGGAAGAGAAUCAAAGACCAAAGAAAUCCGAACCCAAAGUGGAUUCCUCUCCAAGAAGGAAACGCUCCUCUUCUUCAAACUCUCAAGGCAGCCUCCACAGGAGCAAGGAGGAUGUGGCAGCAGGUAGCCCGCGUCAGGGCGUCAGUUCCUCCUCAGAUGAGAGCAGUAAACUAAAGCCUCCCCCAAGUCCAGCUGAAAGGAAGUUCUCGGAGCGCGGAGGGAACGCCUCCACCCCUAGGUUUAACACUGAGCAGAUUCAGUACCGAGACUCCAGGGAGAAGCAUGGAGUUGUGGCCCCUGACCGGAGAUUACCCCCUUCCCCGAGGCCGAAGCCCAGUGAGCUGCUGAGAUCUCACUCAACAAACCAGCGUGUUUACAGUCGUUUUGAGCCAUUUUGUAAGAUCGAGAGCUCCAUUCAACCAACGGGCAGCGCUGCGAACACCAGCGGGAGCCAUCCGGAGAGGAAGACAGCGUCUAUAGGCAACAGUUACGGCAGGGCCAGCCCUAUGCUGAGCUAUAAUGCUGGCAUUUAUCAAGCCUAUCAGCCCCAUGAAAACAAGUUUCGAGGGUUUAUGCAGAAAUUUGGGAACUUCAUACACAAAAAUAAAUGA